This is a messenger RNA of Microplitis mediator, 1380 nucleotides long. Its product is annotated as cytochrome b5 domain-containing protein 1. Bases 330 to 983 code for a protein of 217 amino acids. Lineage: Eukaryota; Metazoa; Arthropoda; Insecta; Hymenoptera; Braconidae. The record is from RefSeq and is a predicted model, not a curated record. The transcript has 4 exons.
GAAAAAUUAGUACUCAAUUUUUUAUUUUUGUUAAUUAUUUUUAUUGUAAUUAGUGUAAUUUAUUUUAAUAAUAAUUAUAUAAAUUUUUGUAAAAUUUAACAUCAAAAAGUUAAGGCUGACAUCUGAUUUGACUGAAGCAUUAAAUAGAAUAGAAAAGAUUUAAAUAAAGAUUUGAAUAAUAAUUUAAAAUGAGCAUUGGGGUAAAAAAGAAUGAAAAAUGAGUAUUGUUGUAAUUAAUAGGUAAUAAUAAUCCAAUAAUACCACGACUGAUGGGAGCAUUGUGACAAUAACACAAACAAAAAAAUGUUGCGGUGUAAAACUACCGGUUGAUGGAGAGAGACGAAAAAAACCUCGAAUAUUUUUUACCAAGUGAAGUUGUGGUUCACAACAAACCAGAAGAUUGUUGGGUAUCAUAUUUGGGCAGGGUAUACAAUCUAACGGACUUAUGUAAAUCGUGGAAAGAUCGACCGGAGAUAAAGCCGAUCCUCUUAUUCGCUGGUAAGGAUAUAAGUCACUGGUUUGACGAUAGCACCGGAGAUAUACGGCAUCACGUGGAUCCGCGAACUGGUGCUUUGGUGCCCUACUGUCCUCAUGGACCCAUUCCCGACGUAGGAAUCCCCGAACCCUCGAGCACUUGGAGACCUUUAGAUCGUCUUCCCUGGUGGCUCGACACUAAAUAUCUCAUUGGAAAGCUUACGAAAAAUCCAAGACCCUGUCGCAUCAUCAACAUGCUCACUACCAAGGAAGCCACGAUCUGGGUUUGUGAAGAAGAAACUGUCAGAAAAAUUCAAGAGCGUUUCGCUUUUUUUAAUUCAAAUUACGCAGACUAUCUGUGGAAAUCGGACGACAAAAUUCUGGAUUUAGACAAAACUUUGACGGAAAAUGGAAUUCCCGAUGAAAGAGAACUUUUUGUCAAUUGCGGGCUACCUGAUGAUUUUUACAUCCCAAGUAUUUUAUGUUACUACAAAGAUUCAGUCAAAUAAUUUGUAGUUUUCGUCAAAAAAAAAAUCGCCAUAUAAAAUAAAUAUAAAUAUUUAUAUGUAAUAAAAAAAAAAAUGUUUCAAUAAAGUAGCAGAUAAAUAAUGACUGGAGUAUUCUUCAGAGCGACGUGGGAUUCUGAGAAGAAAUUCUAUUAUCUAUUUUAAGAAAUCCAUUUCUUUGUCCUCGAGCUGACUCUAUUUAAUUAUAUAUAUAAAGUUAGCUCAUCACUACUAGAACACGUCUCGAGGUCACUGGCAGCAUUUUACUGUCAUUACAAUCCACGUGAUACGAUGCGCGACUUUGUACCUCACAAUUACAACCAUUAUAUCAUUCCGUCACAUCUCGAGUCUUGUAUAUGGUUAAAAAAUUCAAUAAUUAAUAGCAAAGCUCCGUUUAUCG